Molecule: messenger RNA, 1033 nt
Organism: Pipistrellus kuhlii (Kuhl's pipistrelle)
Lineage: Eukaryota; Metazoa; Chordata; Mammalia; Chiroptera; Vespertilionidae
Gene: CUNH2orf66
Product: chromosome unknown C2orf66 homolog
Exons: 3
Coding region: 306-605 (99 amino acids)
Source: RefSeq, a predicted model, not a curated record
CAGACUGGGGAGGUGGUGUUCAUCGUCACUUCGCUUAUCAUUGUGUAUGUAAGGUUCUAGCUUUCGUGGCCCCCUUAAGCUAACCAACUGGAUUUGGAAUUCUUGUUUGCAAAUGAAUCUGGAGAAAAAGGGGGCUGUACCAUUCAGGUGGACCAGGAUGCCAUUUCUUCCUCCUUGUCUCCCUUUAAAAAUGGCUCUGUUUUUAUUCUACAUUUGUUCUCUCUCCCUCCUUUCUUCCCUCUCUCUCUCCCUCCCUCAGGUGUGACCAUUGCAUUUCCCUCAUCCUUCCUCUCUCUCAGUCCGCCAUGCCCGGAGCGCUCCUGCUGCUGUCUGCUGCCCUGGUGCUCCUCGGGCCUGUGCAUGGAGCCACCCUGAGGAGCAAGGAGACAUGGAAGCCACUCAGCAAUCCCCAGAACCGGGACCUGUUUUUCAGAACCCUUCAGGCGUAUUUUAAGGGAAGAGGUCUUGACCUUGAAAGGUUUCCAAAUACUUUCUCCACGAACGAGAACCCCAGACCCCUCUCUCUGCAGUCGGAGCUCAUGGCCUCCGCCUUCGCAGAGUACAAAGAGCAGAGAGACUCCCUUCCCGGCAACCUCAAAGGCUGAUGGCUUCUCCUGAGAACAGGUACCUGGCUAUUUUUAAACUACAGAUGAAGCACUCAUCAGAAAAAGUCAAUCGUGGUCAUUGUUAACCCCCCUCCCACUUUUGUCAGUUUUAAUGGUUUUAGUCUAUAUUUCCAGAUGUACAUAUAAGCAGCUUGAUCUUUGGCACCUGUAUGCAUACUUUUUGCUGUUUUUCCCACUUUAUCACCAUAAAUGUCAGUGUAGAGCACUGCAUAUAACGGCAAGUUACCAAGACUCCAUAGAGUUGAGAGAAAUAACUAAAUGAAGUUUCCUCUCAGCUUGUCUGAUAUGUGUCUAUUGGUUUUAACAAUCAGGACUUUCAUUUGAAAGGGAUGUUGCUCAUUUUUCUGGAGUUCAUUCUAUGUCCUAGGGGUUUGGGUUUAAAAUUGGGCUCUUUCUGGGAGGAGGAC